Messenger RNA from Colletotrichum godetiae, 1575 nucleotides. RefSeq lists its product as uncharacterized. NCBI's taxonomy places the organism in Eukaryota, Fungi, Ascomycota, Sordariomycetes, Glomerellales, Glomerellaceae. Bases 1 to 1575 code for a protein of 524 amino acids. The record is from RefSeq and is a predicted model, not a curated record. The transcript has 3 exons.
AUGUAUAUCCAGAGAGCCAUCCCCCGGUUCGCCCAAUGUGCCAGACAACCACUCUCUAGACGAGGAAUGCAAACGGCAUGCUUCAGUAUCCACGGAAAUGAAGACAGCUGGCAGGGCACACUUGUUAAGAAAGUGACCAGGACAGUCAGGGCCUUUGAGAGUAAAGGCCUCAAGAAAGUCGACGGCACGGUUGUAGUGCUUGCGUCCCGGCAAUAUGCGUCAUGGCUGCUAGAUGACAAGUUCAUGGCCGCAUUGCUGCGACCCUUUGGUGAUUCGAAGUCAGACCUCGAAGUGGGCCGCGAAGUCACCGCUCUCGCCGGUGUAGUCGAUGGGCUUCAUCCCCUCCGUGCAUUCGGUGACAUCCCACGCGGAUUCUCAUUCUACUACGGGCCAGAGCAUAUGAUCAUGCCGAGCCUGUGGCAGAAGAAUCUUUCUGACGCGCAGUCUGCUCCAUCCAGCAACGCCAAGCUGAACGCUUCCAUUACCUUUUCCUACGGAAGGAAGCCUGACAAUUACGUAUGCACACUUCCCUUGGCAAACACAAUCUUCCACAAUGGCCUCCAGUCGACGCUCAUCGCUAGCCGCUGGUAUCUCAACAAAAAGGGGGGCUUGGAUCUGAUCGAGCGCGAAGAGAGGCGGGCUCAGGAAGUCAACAUUUUCACCAAUAGAGAAAUCGAGACAAGCAACUUGAUUCAAGCAUCCCUGGUCCCGAUCACGGCUCCGCGAAAGAUCGUAUCGGGUCUGGGCAACAUCAUCAGGCAGGUUGAGGUAGAUGGCAAGGAGACGCCCGCUUCAGCGGAGCUCGAGACGGCUGUCCAGGCGCUUUUUGACAGGCGGACGGCAGAGGGCCACGAGUUCCCUCCGGGCCCUGUGGGUGUAUGGGGCCUCGUUUGCCCCCCUGGCGAUGACCAAGCGGGAAACAUCGAAUUCUUGAAUAAGUGGUCGGGGUGGGCGUCAAAGAUACAGAACGCUGGAGACGAGUGGAGACUGGCGUUGGAUAUGAAAGACUAUCUCAAAUGGCUCAUCAAGAGGGGUGUCAGAGUCUACAAGAUUCAGAGUGGUGGCGGCGGCUGGGGCAAGAAGGCAGGCCUCCUUUCGCUCGACCCCGAAGUCAAGUAUUCUGCUUCCUCCGAGGAAGAGGAUCUUGACAGCUUCAUCCGUUCCUUUGAGAACCGGAACGAGGGCGGCGGUGUCGACGCCGAACAAGGCGUCAUCGCUCCGGGCUCGUACAUUCAAUACUUUGUCGCACCGCCCUUCACCGCCGCCAAAGUGCAUGUGGCAGCGGAAAAGGAAUCUCAGUUUACCGACUGCUUUGGAAUGACAGACGACGCGCGAUUGGAGGCAUCGGCUCUGGUCCCCGUUUCGAAGGCGUGGCAAAGCAUCAGGCACCAGUUCGGUGCGGUGACAACCCACGGGCUCUUCAUCGAGUGCAGGUCGGAGCCUCCUGUCGUUCGAGAGACGAAGCUGGACGUGCCCGGAGCGUGGAUCGGACAUUUAGGAUUUUCAGGCCAAAAACGUUCCAACUUCAGGAAGCUUAGCCUUGAAACGGAAGGAGGCUUGGGGACUAAGUUGUAA